This is a messenger RNA of Sebastes umbrosus (honeycomb rockfish), 2302 nucleotides long. RefSeq names its product unconventional SNARE in the ER 1 homolog (S. cerevisiae) (gene use1). NCBI's taxonomy places the organism in Eukaryota, Metazoa, Chordata, Actinopteri, Perciformes, Sebastidae. The coding region runs from base 78 to 851 and encodes 257 amino acids. Gene Ontology annotation, cellular component: SNARE complex; endoplasmic reticulum. The record is from RefSeq and is a predicted model, not a curated record. Gene Ontology annotation, molecular function: SNAP receptor activity. Gene Ontology annotation, biological process: retrograde vesicle-mediated transport, Golgi to endoplasmic reticulum. The transcript has 8 exons.
CCGUGACGCGCUCCACCCGCGUCCACCUCUCUCUCUGUUUGACGUCAUACUGCUGCGACGGUGCGUCAGCUGCAAACAUGGCUUCCAGAUUAGAAAUAAAUUUCAUCAGAUUAUUGUCCCGCUGUGAGUCUAUCGCGUCGGAGAAACGAGGAGAGGCUGAAUGGAGGUUAGAGAAGUAUGUCGUUGCCCUCGAGGAGAUGUUGGUGGCUCUGAAGAAAAGCCUGAGCAAACCUACAGCAGAAUUACUGACUGAAUAUUCUAGAAAAGUAGAUUUUCUGAAAGGACUUCUUGAGGCAGAGAAACUGUCUUCACCAACAGAAAAAGCUUUAGCUAAUCAAUUCCUCGCCCCCGGACGAACACCCACAAUAGCCAACGAGAGGAUGCCUACCUCUAAAACUGUCCACAUGCAGACGAAGGCCCGGUGUACAGGAGAGAUGAGGAACGAGCUGCUCGGCACGGGGGGGUCGGGCAAAGGCAUGUCAGAAACAGACUUGCGAAACAGAAGAGGUGUUCCUAUGGAUGAGCGUCAGUCUUCUGCAGAGCUGGAGGCCGUCCUGCAGCACCACCACAACCUGCAGGAGAAACUGGCCGAGGACAUGCUCAACCUGGCCCGAAACCUGAAGAACAACACUCUGGCAGCACAGAACAUCAUCAAACAGGACAACCAGACUCUGAGCCAGUCGAUGCGUCAGGCGGACAUGAACUUCGAGAAGCUGAAGACGGAGUCGGAGCGCCUGGAGCAGCACACCAAGAAGUCCGUCAACUGGCUGCUGUGGCUGAUGCUCAUCCUGGUCUCCUUCUCCUUCAUCAGCAUGAUCCUCUUCAUCAGAAUCUUCCCCAGACUCCGAUGAUGACCGUCUACAACCCCCUGAACUCUUAGUGCUACGUCCUCCUGUGUUUACAGAGCGGUACACUACAUAGAUCUACGCAGCUCGUCUGUGUGUGUGAUACAGAGCAGUAGCGGUCAGAACCAAAACGACUCAGUUCGACGAACUGAAACAUUUGCACUUUUGAAACAGAAAUUCUUCCUCUAGACGGGCUGAUGGAAGUUUAAAAUGUGGUUUGAAGCAUCAUAUUCUUUUUUUUUUUAAACAGGACAGAACAUGAUUGGAGGUGAAGAGCUUUCUGUUGGAGUUUUUUUUUUGCGAGCAGCAACGUAGUCUUAAUCCCCAGACAGCAGCGACAGAGCCUUAAUUAAUUUAAUCUCUCAUCAGGUCGGCUACUAGCCAUUCAACACAUGGAUGUAUCCUCUCACUUAGUGCGACUUAAUCAUCUUUUGUGGAACUUUUUUUUUCGCCAUGAGAAGAGACAGAGCACAACGCGUCAUACUCUGAAAACCACGCCCACCGAAGGGGAAAAUAUUUGGCGCCACAAUAUGCAACCAAGGGCUGAAAUGCUGCAGCUAUCUAAAAACAUCAGAUUUCAGCAUGUCAAAGGAUUAUACCUACCAGGGGUGCAGUUGAUAACUAAAAUGUUGAUGGAUGAUAACAAAGAUGAUGAAGUUUGCUGUUAACAAGCUAAUGUUAUCUAAGGCACUUACAAACAAUACUUCAUAGCUUUGUGAUUUAUCCACAUUCCACUACAACACAAGAUGCAUGCUGUCAAAAUGCUUUAGCUUAAUUUACAGAAACAUAGAUAGCCUUAAACUGACAUAUGCUCCUAAGCAUACGGAGUGUCAGCAUCCCUCAAUUUCCCCGUUCUUCCUGUUGACGCCUCACUUUUGUUUUCCUAAAAGCUCAGGUUUUUGGUUCGGCAGCUUAUAAAAACUUGAUUCUUUACCCUGUUGGUAGUGCAUCUCAUCUCACAGCAGCCUUUAGACACUUUUCUGUUGUUUGCCAGCGGACAGAAAUUGACAAGGAGGCACCUUCACGCAAUACAAAGUCAAUGGAGAGCGAUGAAUUGUUUUCGGUGUGGGCGGGACUUAAUUGUGCUCUGUCUCUAUACGUCUUAAAGAGUUCACGAACCGUCCACCAUAUACUGUACAUCAACCACAGUUUCAACACCACAUUGAAUUCAUUGAGUAUCUAAAGAUUCUGACUUAUUAAUAGCUGAGAACAUACUAAAGCUUAGAAUAGUUUGGUAACACUUAACUAUAACUGCCCGAUUUGGCUUUUAUACACACUAUAUAAAUGGUUUAUGUGAGGGAUAAUGCACAGCGAGCGGGUCAUUGUUGUGAAAUAAACUCCGACAGGGUGAUGCAGGACCUCGACGUGAAGGGGUUUAUUUCACAACAGUGACCCACUAGCUGUACAUUAUCCUGCUUAUUACACGGCAACUUACAUAAGAAAACAAUAGUUUGACA